Molecule: messenger RNA, 1092 nt
Organism: Penicillium canescens
Lineage: Eukaryota; Fungi; Ascomycota; Eurotiomycetes; Eurotiales; Aspergillaceae
Product: CRAL/TRIO domain protein
Exons: 2
Coding region: 1-1092 (363 amino acids)
Molecular function (GO): phosphatidylinositol transfer activity
Source: RefSeq, a predicted model, not a curated record
AUGGCAAGCAGCGAACCCCAAGAUGUGCCUGUGGCCAACGGAGAUACUGCGCCCGCAGAGACCACAUCGGCACCAGUGAACACUCAAUCUGAGCCUACUUCGAACUCAAUUGACCUCGAACUCCCCACGUCUGCCGCAGACGGCCUCAUACAGAAGCCUUUCCCUAAGCCGCUCGACGAAUCGAAGCCUAAUCCACCUGCACAGCUCACCCCCGACCAGCAAUCCAAGUAUGAUGCCCUACUUAAGACUGCUUCAUCAUGGACCACAGUUGCCACCAAGGCAGAGAAGAAUGCCCCGACCGAACCCAUCACCGAAGAUGAGCGCAUGUGGUUGACUCGGGAAUGUCUCCUGCGCUACCUGCGCGCGACAAAGUGGAAUGUUUCCGAGGCCGAGACCCGCCUCCAGAGCACUCUUACAUGGCGCCGCGAGUACGGAAUGGAGAAGUUGACUCCUGAAUAUAUCUCAAUUGAGAAUGAAACUGGCAAGCAAGUCAUUCUGGGCUUUGAUAUCAACGGACGGCCGUGUCUGUAUCUCUUGCCCUCCAACCAGAACACAGAGAAGAGCGACCGCCAGCUUGAACAUCUUGUUUUCAUGCUGGAGCGAGUCAUUGAUAUCAUGCCCCCUGGUCAGGAGACUAUGGCGCUUCUGGUCAACUUUAAGGAGACCAAGUCUGGCCAGAACGCCAGUCCCAGCCAGGCCAAGCAGACGCUUAACUUCUUGCAAAACCACUACCCCGAGCGACUUGGUCGGGCUUUGGUACUGAAUGUGCCAUUCCUCAUCUGGGGAUUCUUCAAGUUGAUCACACCCUUUAUUGACCCGUUGACUCGGGAGAAGCUCAAGUUCAAUGAGGACCUGCGUGAACACGUCCCGCCCAGCCAUCUGAUGAAGACCGUCGGUGGUGACGUUGAAUUCCGCUAUGACCACGACACCUACUGGCCUGCCCUGAAUAAGUUGGCUGGAGAGCGCCGUGAAGCUUACCGCGCCCGCUGGGUCAAGGGCGGUAAGCUCGUUGGUGAAUUUGAGAACUACCUGAAGGGCGAGGAUAUUCCCAGCCUGUCGCAAUCCAGCGGCGAGGCCAAGGAAUCGGCCUAA